Pseudogymnoascus destructans is the source of this 519-nucleotide messenger RNA. RefSeq lists its product as uncharacterized. The record is from RefSeq and is a predicted model, not a curated record. The transcript has a single exon. The coding region runs from base 1 to 519 and encodes 172 amino acids. NCBI's taxonomy places the organism in Eukaryota, Fungi, Ascomycota, Leotiomycetes, Thelebolales, Thelebolaceae.
AUGGAUAACAUGGAAUCGAUGUUAGGAUGCCGUCUCAAUUUUAUCCCUCUGCGAAUCACCUUCCCUAAAUCCCGUGCUGUGUGGACGGUCCGGGAUCUUAUGAACCACGUACAAAAUCAAUACAUUCGCGCCCUACCGCAUGAACAUGUUGAGCUUCGCGAGAUCUUUGAGCACAGCACAGAUUGGCCUGCUGAGGCGCCGUUGAAUUUUAUUGUGCAGCAUCAGAAUAUCGAGUUCAGUUACAAGCUCCCAUUACGCAAAUCCGUCGGCGUUAGAAACGGGGGUGAGAGUGAUGAUGAUCUUCUUGAUGUCGAGUUUUCCAGAUUUGCUCGCUUUAAAUCAUUGAAUGAGGUCUGGGUAUUCACUGGGCCACAUCCGGAUAGACUGGAGGUCCAAAUCUGUGGUAACUCUCGAGUUCUACCACAAUACAAGGCUACAGACAUGUCGGACAAGCUUUGCAGGAUUAUUGAGGCGAUUGCUGCGAGCCCAGAGAUGAAGUUGGAGGAUAUCAUAUUGUAG